AAUCAUCUUUCACCUCCAUAAAACCCAAACCCUAGUCCGAUCCCCUUUCCAUCCUCCUCCAGACUCGCCGAGCUCAGCCGCGCCCCGAGAUCGACCGCAGCACCGCCGCAAGUUCUCCGACAUCAAUCCGCCAUGGGUAAGGUCCACGGAUCUCUGGCUCGCGCCGGUAAGGUGAGGGGGCAGACGCCCAAGGUCGCGAAGCAGGACAAGAAGAAGAAGCCGCGCGGCCGCGCCCACAAGCGCAUGCAGUACAACCGCCGCUUCGUCACCGCCGUCGUCGGCUUCGGCAAGAAGAGAGGGCCCAACUCGUCGGAGAAGUGAGCUCGCCAUUGAACGCCGAGGAAGAUGGUUUGGUGAAGAAGGAACGAUGAUGGCUCGGUUUCGAUGAGUUUUGCACCCUUUUAUUUUUUAUUGGAAAGCUUUAAAAUUUAUUGUGUAUGCGACUCGAUUUCGGUGCUCGACCGAUUGAAUUUUACUGAUGAUUAGUAGAGAUCAUGGGAUUCGGUUCUUGCCA
Messenger RNA from Eucalyptus grandis, 514 nucleotides. RefSeq names its product 40S ribosomal protein S30. Gene Ontology annotation, biological process: translation. The record is from RefSeq and is a predicted model, not a curated record. Gene Ontology annotation, molecular function: structural constituent of ribosome. NCBI's taxonomy places the organism in Eukaryota, Viridiplantae, Streptophyta, Magnoliopsida, Myrtales, Myrtaceae. The transcript is spliced from 3 exons. Gene Ontology annotation, cellular component: ribosome; cytosolic small ribosomal subunit. The coding region runs from base 133 to 321 and encodes 62 amino acids.